AUGCGAAACUUCCUUGGGGCCGUGGCCCCUUUAAUCUGCGCCGCAGUGGCUGGCGUCGACGCCCUGAACGCGGAGGAAUGGCAGAAACAGACCAUCUACCAGGUCGUCACCGAUCGCUUCGCUAGGGCCCCUUCCGACGACAGCGGGCUCGGUAUCAUCAGCCCCCCGGACUCAGAUGCGGACUGUCCAUCACCAAAACAGUACUGCGGGGGAUCAUGGCAGGGCAUCAUCGACAAGCUGGAUUACAUUCAAGGGAUGGGCUUCACUGCAAUCUGGAUCUCACCCGUAAUAGAGAACACGGAGAACGCGUCGACGGAAUACUCAUACCAUGGAUAUUGGCCGCGCAAUUUCUACGGUCUCAACCACCACUUUGGUACCGAAGAAGAUCUAAUUGGGCUUUCCGAUGCACUUCACGCUCGGGGAAUGUACCUCAUGUUCGACAUUGUCGUCAACCACGUCUUCUCACCCGGCCCACAAAACGCGACAAAUUACAGCAUGUUUACUCCGUUCGACUCUAGCAGGUAUUUUCACCGCCCAUGCGUAAUGGACAACUCCAAUGAGACAUCUGUCGAGGUGUGCCAGCUCAGAGACGACAAAUCCACGGCGGUGUUCACUCUGCCCGAUAUCAAGACUGAUGAUCCCGUGGUCCGAGACAUAUUCCAGGACUGGAUCAGAGAUACGGUUCAGAAGUACCAUGUUGAUGGUCUCCGCCUCGAUACAUACAAGCAUGUGGAGCGGGACUUCUGGCCGGAUUUCAUCGAUGCUGCCGGCGUCUUCAGCGUGGCCGAAUAUCUCGACGGUGACCCGAAGAACUACAACGACGAGCUGAUUCCCAGCAAGGACGAAGGCGUUUUGAACUACCCCACCUUCUAUUGGAUUAGGCGGAUAUUUCAAAACCCGCAGACAUGGAUGACCGAGCUCGUCCAGGGCAUCAAGACAAUGCGGGAUGGACCAAUCAACACAAAUCUGCUUGCGCCGUUCUUUGAGAACCACGACGAACAACGUUUUGCAUCUCUCGUAGGCGACAUGGCCCUGACCAAGAAUGCACUGGCAUUCACCCUCCUGUUUGACGGAAUACCGAUCAUCUACCAAGGCCAGGAGCAACACUUCUCGGGACAGAACGACCCGUUCAACCGUGAACGGCUGUGGACCUCCGGCUACAAUGAGGACUCCGAGCUGUACCGUUGGAUCGCGAAGCUCAACGCCGCCCGGGCACUUGCUAUCGAUACAGACCCGAGAUUUGUCUCCUCACAGGCAGACAUCGUCUGGCCGCCACAGGCACCACCUGCGGGCAACAACGGCGGCGGGGGCAACGGUACCAGUAACAGCACGACAUCGUCGCCAACAAUACCCUUGACAAACCACCAUUUCGCCAUCAAGAAGGGCUCCCUCGUCACUGUCCUGACCAACGUGGGCGUCGGCGGGCAAAAGCUGGAUGUCGUGCUCCCUCGCAGUGCCACACACUACACGCCCGGCGGUGUAUACGUCGACCUGCUCAGCUGCGAGAGCUUCGUUGCAGACCGCAAAGGUGCUGUUUCGUUCGAGAUGGGAUGGGCACCGCGGGCGAUUUACCCUGCAACGGAUGCCCUCAGCUCAGGGUUGUGCUCGUUACCCCAGGAUCCUACCUAUGGCGACAGCGAGACGUGCCUGGUCAGAUUCAACAUUUCUACUACCACUGCGUUCGGGCAAAACGUCCAAAUCCUUGGCGACAUCCCUCAGUUCGGCUCUAAUGACCGACACCAAGCUGUCACUCUGGGAUCUUAUUUCUAUUCUAGCGAUGACCCCCUUUGGACCCUCACCUUCGAGCUACCUGCCGGGAAGCAGUUCUCAUACCAGUAUCUCAAGAUGGACGGUUCCGGAAUACCACAAUGGGACGGUGGCAACAGAGGUGCCGCGCCCCGUUCGUACACCGUGCCUGCGAGCUGUGCGGAUGGCAAGGUUACCGAGAUCGUGGAUAAGUGGACUGGCUCGGGUAGUAACAGCACAGCGUCUCCCGCGGCCAGGUCAAUCCUGUCACGUGGGUUGAAGCAGAGAAUGGGCGUGGAUCUUUGGGACGAGGGUCGUUAA
Molecule: messenger RNA, 2067 nt
Organism: Diaporthe batatas
Lineage: Eukaryota; Fungi; Ascomycota; Sordariomycetes; Diaporthales; Diaporthaceae
Exons: 6
Coding region: 1-2067 (688 amino acids)
Biological process (GO): carbohydrate catabolic process
Molecular function (GO): alpha-amylase activity; calcium ion binding; starch binding
Source: RefSeq, a predicted model, not a curated record